Molecule: messenger RNA, 522 nt
Organism: Coffea arabica (coffee)
Lineage: Eukaryota; Viridiplantae; Streptophyta; Magnoliopsida; Gentianales; Rubiaceae
Source: RefSeq, a predicted model, not a curated record
AUGAAAGGAAUUCCUUACAGCAGUGUAGUGGGUAGCCUUAUAUAUUCUGUGGUUUGUACAAAACCUGAUAUUACCUAUGCAAUAAGCGUAUUAGGAAGGUUCUUGGCAAAUCCUAGUCAUGAACAUUGGGUAGCUGCGACGAGGUUGAUGCGGCAAAGUUGGUUGAUUGCUUGCUAUGAAGGUGGGGCUCAUGCUAAGUGGUUGAGAAAUUCCAUAUCAAGGCUUAAGUUUAUUGAUUCCGUUGCUAGACCAUUGAAGAUUUAUUCUGACAAUUCCGCUGCUGUAUUUUUCAUAAAGAACUCUGGUGGUGCAAAAUAUAUUGGCCUAAAAUUCUUUGAUGCAAGGAAAUGGGCUGAUAAUGUUGAUGUGCUUUAUGAGAAUAUUGCAACGACUAAUAUGCUUGCUAAUCCAUUAACCAAAGAACUAAGACCUGUGGUAUUGGUUUUGAUCGACUUGAUCACUUUACUUUUGGAUCAUGUGAGUCAAGCCACACUACACUCGAUGUGGAAUUCAUGUCAAUGA